Molecule: messenger RNA, 1437 nt
Organism: Eubalaena glacialis (North Atlantic right whale)
Lineage: Eukaryota; Metazoa; Chordata; Mammalia; Artiodactyla; Balaenidae
Gene: CAMK4
Product: calcium/calmodulin dependent protein kinase IV
Exons: 11
Coding region: 16-1437 (473 amino acids)
Biological process (GO): protein phosphorylation
Molecular function (GO): calmodulin binding; ATP binding; calcium/calmodulin-dependent protein kinase activity
Source: RefSeq, a predicted model, not a curated record
AGUCCCGCCGCGAAGAUGCUCAAAGUCACGGUGCCCUCGUGCUCCGCCUCGUCCUGCUCUUCGGUCACCGCCAGUGUGGCCCCGGGGGCCGGGAGCCUCGUCCCAGAUUACUGGAUCGACGGCUCCAACAGGGAUGCUUUGAACGAUUUCUUCGAGGUGGAGUCGGAGCUGGGACGGGGUGCUACAUCCAUUGUAUACAGAUGCAAACAGAAGGGGACCCAGAAGCCUUAUGCUCUCAAAGUGUUAAAGAAAACAGUGGACAAAAAAAUCGUAAGAACUGAGAUAGGAGUUCUUCUUCGCCUCUCACAUCCAAACAUUAUAAAACUUAAAGAGAUAUUUGAAACCCCUAUAGAAAUCAGUCUGGUCCUAGAACUCGUCACAGGAGGAGAGCUGUUUGACAGGAUUGUGGAAAAGGGAUAUUAUAGUGAACGGGAUGCUGCAGAUGCUGUCAAACAAAUCCUGGAGGCAGUUGCUUACCUACAUGAAAAUGGGAUUGUCCAUCGUGAUCUCAAACCAGAGAAUCUUCUCUAUGCAACUCCAGCCCCAGAUGCACCACUCAAAAUUGCUGAUUUUGGACUCUCUAAAAUCGUGGAACAUCAAGUGCUCAUGAAGACAGUAUGUGGAACCCCAGGGUACUGCGCACCUGAAAUUCUUAGAGGCUGUGCCUAUGGACCUGAGGUGGACAUGUGGUCUGUAGGAAUAAUCACCUACAUCUUACUUUGUGGAUUUGAACCAUUCUAUGAUGAAAGAGGCGAUCAGUUCAUGUUUAGGAGAAUUCUGAACUGUGAAUAUUACUUUAUCUCCCCCUGGUGGGAUGAAGUAUCUCUAAAUGCCAAGGAUUUGGUCAGAAAAUUAAUUGUGUUGGAUCCUAAGAAAAGGCUGACUACCUUCCAAGCUCUCCAGCACCCGUGGGUCACAGGUAAAGCAGCCAAUUUUGUACACAUGGAUACAGCUCAAAAGAAGCUCCAAGAAUUCAAUGCCCGGCGCAAGCUCAAGGCAGCAGUGAAGGCCGUGGUGGCCUCUUCCCGGUUGGGAAGCGCCAGCAGCAGCCAUGGCAGCAUCCAGGAGAGCCAGAAGGCCAGCCGAGAGCCAUCUCCAACACAAGAUGGCAAUGAAGAUGUUAAAGCUAUUCCAGAAGGAGUGAAAAUUCAAGGAGACGGGGCCCAAGUGGCAGUUGAGGGGGCAGAGGCUGAGCUGAUGAAGGUGCAGGCCAUAGAGGAAGUUAAAGAUGCUGAAAUAAAUGCUGCUGAGGCCACCAAGAUGGUGCCCGAGGCAUUAGAGGAUGGGAUAAAGGAGGCUGACCCAGAAAUAGAGGAGGGCCUAGUGGAGGAAAAGCUGAAGACUGUUGAGGAAGCAGCAGCCCCCAAAGAAGGGCAAGAAAACCCUGCUCUGGAAUUUGGAGCUCAGCAGAAUGAUGUGAUCCUGCCAGAGUACUAA